Messenger RNA from Gossypium arboreum, 1011 nucleotides. RefSeq names its product abscisic acid receptor PYL9-like. Gene Ontology annotation, molecular function: signaling receptor activity; protein phosphatase inhibitor activity; abscisic acid binding. Gene Ontology annotation, biological process: abscisic acid-activated signaling pathway. Gene Ontology annotation, cellular component: nucleus; cytoplasm. The transcript is spliced from 4 exons. Bases 197 to 757 code for a protein of 186 amino acids. Lineage: Eukaryota; Viridiplantae; Streptophyta; Magnoliopsida; Malvales; Malvaceae. The record is from RefSeq and is a predicted model, not a curated record.
CAAAAAUGGAGAGGUAACAGGGUAUAGACAAGUGAAGGAAAAGAGAAAAACCUUAAUUUAAUUACGGAAAGUAAGAGGCUGAGCCUGGUCCCAACCAAAUGCCUAAAACCUAAACCAAAAGCAAAAGGCUAAAGAAGGCAAACAACACAACUCGUUUUUAUCCUUAUAUAUCAGUUUGGGACAAAAGGUAGAAGAAAUGAACGGUGAUGAUGCUCACAGUAUGAUGGAAUCCCAGUACAUACAGAGACAUCACAGGCACAACAUCAGAGACGACCAGUGCACCUCUGCUCUUGUUAAACACAUCAAAGCUCCUGUUCAUCUCGUAUGGUCAUUGGUAAGGCGAUUUGACCAGCCUCAAAAGUACAAGCCCUUCGUCAGCAGGUGUAUAAUGAAAGGGGACCUCGGGAUCGGCAGUGUUAGAGAGGUCAACGUCAAGUCCGGACUUCCGGCCACCACCAGCACCGAACGGUUGGUACUUCUCGAUGACGAAGAACACAUUUUAGGCAUCAAAAUCGUCGGCGGCGACCACCGUCUCAGGAAUUAUUCUUCGAUCAUGACGGUGCAUCCCGAGGUAAUUGAAGGAAGGCCAGGUACAAUGGUGAUCGAAUCGUUCGUCGUGGAUGUGCCGGAAGGGAACACCACGGACGAAACUUGUUACUUCGUGGAAGCUUUGAUCCGAUGUAACCUGAAAUCGUUAGCCGAUGUUUCAGAGAGGAUGGCUGUGAUGGAUCAGACACAGCCUAUCAACCGAUACUAACUGAAAAAGGUGGAAUUGUGAUGACCAAAAAGAAAAAGACAAUCUUUGGAGUUUGUGAUAUAUGAUCAUCUUUCACUUUGUUAUGGAACACUCUUUUAACACCUUUUGGUUCUUAGUUUAAAUGCUUGUGUAAGUAGUUUAUCUAUGAGAUAUCCGAAUUCAUUACAAGCCUCCAAAACUACGGUCUUAUUUGUAAAUAUUUAAUAUUAAGAAGAGAUGGGAGAAUUUUAAUUCCAUUUCCCAUAUUUGAAGCA